AUGAACCAGAAUAAAGAUAACGUUGAGCCGACAAUAGAAGAUGUUAGUCCAUUCGAAAAGCUUCGAGAAGAUCUCUUGAUAGAGAUAUUGAUCAGAGUUCCAAUAUCAGAGUGGGAACAUGUAUCUUCUGUUAGAAAACAGUGGGCGAGUUUGUUCCGAGGAGAAUGCUUGUGGCAUACUGCUCUUAACCGGACCUAUCCUCUUGCUAGCAGAACUCAGAGAUGGAUUGGACCAAUCCGGCAAGGAUUAAGCAAACGGUUGAUAUCUAUGAAAAUGCUAGCUGAAAAAUGUUGUGAUCGAAUACUCUCUAUUAUUUAG
Molecule: messenger RNA, 318 nt
Organism: Arabis nemorensis
Lineage: Eukaryota; Viridiplantae; Streptophyta; Magnoliopsida; Brassicales; Brassicaceae
Source: the annotation of a GenBank genome assembly